Messenger RNA from Phoenix dactylifera (date palm), 1666 nucleotides. The record is from RefSeq and is a predicted model, not a curated record. NCBI's taxonomy places the organism in Eukaryota, Viridiplantae, Streptophyta, Magnoliopsida, Arecales, Arecaceae.
CCCUAUGUCCACCAGUCAUCGUCUCUGUCAUCUCUUUCUUGCUCCUCACUCUUCUCCAAUGGCUUCAGCUAUGAUGGAGGACAGUUUCGAAGACGAUCAGCUGGCCUCAAUGACCACCGACGACAUCAUCAGGGCCUCUCGCCUCCUCGACAAUGAGAUCCGGAUCCUCAAGGAUGAGUUACAGCGGACGAAUCUCGAGUUGGAAUCCUUCAAGGAAAAGAUAAAGGAGAACCAGGAAAAGAUAAAACUUAACAAGCAGCUCCCUUAUCUCGUUGGUAACAUCGUCGAGAUUUUGGAGAUGAAUCCAGAAGAUGAGGCCGAGGAAGAUGGUGCAAAUGUUGAUCUAGACUCACAAAGAAAGGGAAAAUGUGUUGUUCUAAAAACUUCUACACGACAAACUAUCUUCCUUCCUGUUGUUGGAUUAGUCGACCCUGAUAAGCUUAAACCUGGAGAUUUGGUUGGGGUUAACAAGGACAGCUACCUAAUCUUGGACACCCUUCCUUCGGAAUAUGACUCACGAGUAAAGGCAAUGGAGGUUGAUGAAAAGCCAACUGAAGAUUACAAUGAUAUUGGUGGCCUUGAGAAGCAGAUCCAAGAACUUGUUGAAGCCAUUGUGUUGCCAAUGACACACCAAGACCGGUUUCAGAAAUUAGGGAUUCGUCCACCUAAAGGAGUGCUUUUGUAUGGACCACCUGGAACAGGGAAGACACUGAUGGCUCGUGCAUGUGCAGCACAGACAAAUGCUACUUUUCUGAAGCUAGCAGGACCCCAACUCGUUCAGAUGUUUAUUGGUGAUGGUGCAAAACUUGUUCGUGAUGCCUUUCAGCUUGCAAAGGAAAAAUCUCCCUGUAUAAUUUUUAUAGAUGAGAUUGAUGCAAUUGGAACAAAGCGAUUUGAUAGUGAAGUGAGUGGAGACAGGGAAGUGCAACGGACAAUGUUGGAAUUACUUAAUCAACUUGAUGGUUUUAGCAGCGAUGACCGAAUAAAGGUCAUAGCAGCAACCAAUCGUGCUGACAUUCUUGAUCCUGCUCUUAUGCGCUCUGGUCGUUUAGAUCGCAAAAUUGAGUUCCCUAAUCCAUCUGAAGAAGCAAGAGCUCGGAUAUUGCAGAUACACUCUAGGAAAAUGAAUGUACACCCUGAUGUCAACUUCGAAGAGCUGGCUCGAUCAACAGACGAUUUCAAUGGGGCACAACUGAAGGCAGUUUGUGUAGAGGCUGGCAUGCUCGCUCUGCGUCGAGAUGCAACCGAGGUGACACAUGAAGAUUUCAAUGAAGGGAUUAUCCAAGUCCAGGCCAAGAAGAAAGCCAGUUUAAAUUAUUAUGCUUAAUAGUUUGUGUGGGCUUCCUUGUACUGAUGCAGUUGAAUAAAAGUUAUGUUCUAAAAUGUUAAUUUUCUAGGAUUUCUCCAACGGUCUUUGUUUAGAAUACUUUUUAUCAUGAAGCAUCGUAAAAAUAUCAAGAUGUAUCGUCAAAUGUUGUCUUACUUUGUGCUUUAUUGGGGCCCUAAUUUAUCACGGUUGUGCUGACACACCCUAAGCACGUUGCUUUGUUUGAUACAUAGAUUGUAGUUCAGUCUGUGGGACCACCCUGUAUGCCUAGAAAUGAUUAUUGAUGGAUGAACUGAAUUUCCAUCAGUCAUGUAUAUAUAAAUUGACUUGGUUUUCGUU